CAAUACAAUUCAUCGUCACUUUCAUUCAAAACUCAAACCAAAAGCCUUGUUCUUAACGUUCAAAGCAUCCUUAAAUUCUCCGACAUCAAUGGCUUUCUGGUCUGCAGAAAACGCCACCAAGGCCUAUCUCACUACUGUGAAAAUGGGACAAAGAGCCAACGAACCAGACGUCGCCGAGUUCAUAUCAGCACUAGCCGCCGGCAACAACGCGCAACUAAUGGUGGUGGUGGCGGUGGCGGUGGACGGCGGUGCGGCGGGAUCCACCACGCAGGCCUUGUUGGCGGCGAGCCACCAAACCGGAGGUCGUGUGGUCUGCAUAGUUCGCAACCUGGAACAUCUAAACGCUUCUGAGAAAUCUUUAUUGGGCAUCUCAUCAGAUUUACGACAAGUUGAGUUCGUGAUCGGAGAGCCUCAAGAACUGUUAACGACCCAAUACGACGGCGCAGAUUUCGUACUCGUGGACUGUAAGCUGGAGAACCACGAGGAGGUUCUGAGAGCUGUGGAGAGAGUGAGUGUUAGGAAGCAAAACGGCACUGUCGUUGUGGGAUACAACGCGUUCAGGAGCAGAGGGUCGUUUGGGUCCAAAACACAGUUUCUUCCCAUAGGAGAAGGCCUGUUGGUGACUAAAUUUGCAGGGAGAAAUAAUAAUGAAAGGAAGUGUGAUAGUAAUAGUAAUAAUAAUAUAAUGGGGAAGGUGAUGAGAAGAAGUAGGUGGAUUGUGAAGGUGGAUAAAUGCACUGGGGAAGAACAUGUAUUUAGGGUUAGGUUUCCACAAAAGCAAAGUCAUUCAUGCUUAGCUUAAUUGAUUUCAUUUUCAUUAAAUUAGGGUUUUUGGUCCAUUAAUUAUUUAGGGGAUAGAGUUCUGAUCUGAGUAGCUUCGCUUUUGUGAUGAGAGAAACAUCUGGAAGCUGCUCCUUUUUCUCAACAUGUACAUAUAUAUAUAUAUAUAUAUAUAGCAAUAGGUAUAUAAAAUAUUGGUGUAUUGAA
Molecule: messenger RNA, 987 nt
Organism: Prosopis cineraria
Lineage: Eukaryota; Viridiplantae; Streptophyta; Magnoliopsida; Fabales; Fabaceae
Exons: 2
Coding region: 89-802 (237 amino acids)
Source: RefSeq, a predicted model, not a curated record